CACCAGCCGGAGGCCGCUCGCCCGCGCUCCUGCGGCAGAGGCGGGCAGCCGGGCGCGCUGUGCCCCUCUCCUCCUCCUCCUCCUCCUGCCGUGCGGCUCGGCGGCCCUCGCCAAGAUGUCUCGGGAGCCCGGCUGCAGUCGCUGGCUCUUCUUCGCUGCCUGCGCCCACCUCUUCUUCCUUCUCCCGCCGCUCCGCACCCGGGCUUUUGCUGUAAGUGUAAUUCCUGAAGGUGCAGAAGAUGAGACUGAACUACCAGUGCUGCAGAAGUCUGAAAAAAGUGGAACAAUUAGUAAAAGAAGCAAAGAAUUAAAAGAAAUUGUAUUUAUCAUCCAGAGUCAAAGUAAUUCUUUUCAUUCCAAGAGAGCAGAAGAUCUAAAAAGAGAUAUUUUAAAACAGGCUGCAGAUCUGGGAAAGGAAUUACCUACGGUUCUGCUUAUUCAUCAGAUGGAUGGGCACGAAGGUGCAUGGACAAUAUUACCAUUAAUGAGAGACUUCUCUGUUACCUAUGGUGGGAACUCCUCAUGGAUUUUCUUCUGUGAAGAAGAUACAAGAAUACAAGUUGUAAAGCUGCUAGAAACACUUGGAAGAUUUGAUGCGUCUAAGGAGUGGUUUUUAGGUAAAGCAUUAUAUGAUGAAGACUCUACAAUAAUUCACCAUUAUGCCUUUGCUGAAAAUCCUGCAGUCUUUAAAUUUCCAGAUUUUGCUGCUGGUUGGGCACUUAGCAUUCCACUUGUUAACAAGCUUGCAAAGAAGUUGAAAAGUGAACCACUCAAGUCAGACUUUACAAUAGAUUUAAAGCAUGAGAUUGCCCUGUAUAUUUGGCAGAAAGGGGAAGGACCGCAUCUUACGCCAGUGACCGAGUUCUGCACAGAUGAUAUGAAUUCAUAUAAGGUUGAUCAUUGUGCAACCACAUUCAGUAAUUUUCUGCCGCUUUGUGGAGAGCCGGUGAAAAAGGAAGAUGUCUUUGUUGCUGUAAAAACAUGCCAGAAAUUUCAUGCAGACAGAAUACCAGUCGUAAAGCAGACUUGGGAAAGAGAAGCUGCCCUUAUUGAAUACUACAGUGAUUAUGCAGACUCCUCCAUUCCUACUGUAGAUUUAGGCAUACCUAAUACUGACAGAGGUCACUGUGGGAAAACUUUUGCCAUUUUGGAAAGGUUUUUGAAUCAUAGCUCUCGCAGAACUCCUUGGUUAGUCAUAGUGGAUGAUGACACACUGAUAAGUAUCUUCAGGCUCCGAAAAUUGCUCAGCUGCUAUGACCCAAAUGAACCAGUAUUUCUUGGAGAGCGUUAUGGCUACGGCUUGGGAACAGGAGGAUAUAGUUAUAUCACUGGAGGCGGCGGGAUGGUUUUCAGCAGAAUAGCUGUUCAGAAACUACUUGCUAGUAAAUGCCGGUGUUACAGCAUGGAUGCACCUGAUGAUAUGGUCCUUGGGAUGUGUUUCAGUGGCUUAGGAAUCCCUAUAACACAUAGUCCUCUUUUCCAUCAGGCACGACCAAUGGACUACCCAAAAGGCUACCUUGCUCACCAAAUUCCAGUAUCGUUUCACAAGCAUUGGAAUAUUGAUCCAGUGAAGGAGUAUUUCACAUGGCUGGCACCAAACACAGAAGAGUCACUUAAUGGAAAGAAAGUUGGAUAUAACAGGGAGGAUUUAUAAGCAGUAGAAGAAUUUAAAUGUUGAUUAAUGUACUGCAGGUGAGAGACAGUCGCUACUGUGAUUUUUGUGUUGUUCUCAUGUUGUUCAUCUGUUCAUGACAUAGGAGACAGUGUUUUGUUCCUGCUUGUUACAUUCCUUCAGCGCAAUGGAAGAAGGCACCUAACUGACUUUUGGAUUUGUUUUUUUAUGCUUGGUUUCUUUUUAAAAUGUUUUGGGGCUUUGUAUACCAAUGAACUUGUCACACAUUUAAAAUGUCUCAUACAACUUUAUCUGCGUUCUGGUUUGGACUUUGAGUCAGACAGCAUCAAUUUACUGAAAUAUUGUCGUUUCCUGGGAUAGAUGGUCCAAGCAAGAACCACUGUUGUACCUGUCAGUUUAUUAGAACUUGGAGGGAUGUCGCGUUCAAGUUGGAAAAAAAGGUUAAGGAUGGGGAUUUCUUAAGUGGCCACGGGAGGUCACUGUGGCUCCUUUGGAAACCUAAUUCACUGUGUAUCUAUUUGGCAAGUAUAAAUGUGAUUCUUAAGGACUUCUGCAGAGCUAACACUUCAGUCUUUCUGAUGUGUGCAUUUCAAUAGUAUAUGGAUGCCAGCUUUAAAAAGUUUGUAGUAUUCCUAAUUUAUAUCAUCAAGAUAAGUAAUUUUAUGCGUACAACAUGUAAAGAGUGAUUCAUAUUUAAAAUGUUUUUUUUUCUUCAAUUCAGUUUCGUAAAAAUGUUUGUACAAAAACUGGCUUUAGUAUGUUCUAAACUAAUUUUUAUACUGUACAACAGCUCCUUUUAAGAUGACAGUAUAUGGCACUCAUAUGCUGUUAUUUAACUUUGCUUGCUAUAUGGUAACCAAAUACAGGGUCUUAAAGCCAUACUGCUGAAGUAAUUUGUGUUUUGAUUUCUUUUAGUAGGCUAAAAAUUUAUUCCACUCCAAAGUAAUGCAGUACUUGCUCUUAAGUCAAAGUAGGGGAGCCACUGAUUCCUGUUUCAGUAAUUACUGAAGCUGUAUAAACGUUUGCUUGUGAAUGUACCUUGUGGAAUUUAAACAUUUGAAUAGCAAGCACAUAUUCGUAAUAGAUCCAAAUUCUGAUUAAAUAGGAGCAAUCCAUGAUAUGUGUUUUUCCUUUUUUCUUCCCACUAUCAGUGCCUUAAACAGUAGACAUUUUACUGAUACCAGGACUACAUUCUCCACUACCAUGGGUGAAUUGUUAAUUAUGUUUACUGUUUAGAACUGUGAGAGCUGAAAGCUCAAUAAAAGCAUUUUUCUUUAA
Molecule: messenger RNA, 2911 nt
Organism: Phalacrocorax carbo (great cormorant)
Lineage: Eukaryota; Metazoa; Chordata; Aves; Suliformes; Phalacrocoracidae
Source: RefSeq, a predicted model, not a curated record